AUGACCUCCUCACCCGCCGCUGCCCCCUCUCCCCUGGCUCGCACACCCACGACGCCGAAUCUAGCGGCACCCGAGCCGCCCUCGCCGACGGCCAGCACCACCAGCGAAGUUUCCCUCGUCCGCCGCGCCGCCACGCGAACACGCGCCCGGUCGCGCGGGCAGACGCUCAGCUCGCCUGGCAGGGGACGCACGGGCGCGCCCGACAACGUCCCGGUGGUCCCAGCCAGAACGCCGUCCGCGAGCGCCAAGGCGGAGUCUUUAGCCGCUUUCGGCGAGCUGCUCGAUAUCGUGCAGCGGGCGCGGGCGGGGCAUCCUCCCGUUCGUCCGGAGCGCUCGCCCAUGCGUGGGGCUGCGCAGGGAUACGGUCAAAGGCCACCUUCAUCAGCACCGGUGGAGGAUCCGGACAGCCCGCGCGGCCGGGCGUUCGCGCUCGGUAGCGUAUCGGAGUCGAGCGUGGUGCGUAUCUUCUUCAUAUCCGUCUCUUCUUCGCACCCUCCCCUCCGCUGCGUCGAUACCGCUGCAAAGCGCGGCGUAAGCCUCCCCCGUCUACCUUCACGUACAGGCACACGUGACGGCGGCUCGUCCUCCGCUUCGUCUUCUAUACCGAGCCUGCCUACACCUGUCCAUAUCAUCGGACCAGGACCUCUUCGACACGCGCGAAUCAAUUCUGACGAGACAGCGCAGACGGGCACAUCAUCCUCGCUUUACCCGCUCUCCUCCGCCUUUUCGCGCUCUGGGCUCGCCUCGCCCACCACAAUCGAAGAACACGAGCUCGAACACGAUCGCCGCCUCCCCGCAAUAGCCGACAUGGGCACCAAGUCGGUCGAGGGCGACGUGGACGACAUCGCCUACCGCCUCCAGCUCCUCGUCAAGAACAGCUACUUCCUCCCGCCCGCGCACGCCAAGCCCUCCCCCGCCGACUUCCUCCCUCCCACGACGACACCCACCUCCGCGCACCCCGACACCACCAAAAAAUCGCCCGGCUUCCUCGACCUCUUCCGCGUCGGUAGGGGAAAGUCGUCCAAACCCGGCACGCCCACGGGCAGCCCCGGCAUCGAGCAGCCACCCCCGGUUCUGCGCACCACGUCGGACUCUUCCACCGCCUCUGGCCACGUCCCGCGCCCGGCCCCGCAGGCUGGCAAAGCUGUCGCCUCGACGCCCAUACCACCCCUCCCUGCUCCCACGCGCGUCGUCGUCGUUCGUGAGAAGAUGGACGACCUCCGCCUCGCCGCCAAACAGUCCGAACGCGAUCUCAAAGCGCGUAAAGACGCCCAACCACCGCCCGCCGCUGCCCCGUCCGAGUCGAACGCGGAUCCUGCCUCCUCCCCGGGCGCGUUCGUCGACCCCACGGACGUCGUCGAUCUCCCGCUGCCCGGCCCGGGCUACCCCUUCGCCGUGCAGACCUCUGCGUUGCAUGGUCUCGGCGUCGGCGAGAGCGUCGGCGCCGCCGUAUUGGCGGAGCGCCUGCCGCCGGGGACACCUGGGGUGUGGUCGACGGACGAAUCCUUCCGCGAGCGGCAAAAGCAGAAAGCCGACGAGGGUGGGUGGCGCAAGGCGCUGCUGCACGAGGCCGUGCAGCUCUCGCUCAGCGGCCCGGACUCCUCGUCCGCGAGCUCGCACCGGCGCAUGAAGUCUUCCUCGUCGUCGUCCGUGCCGCCCAGUCCGGGCCCAUCGUCGCGGGGGCCGCAGUCGCCGUCGCUGGCCUCGGGAUCCGGACACGGACACGCCGUGGAGAAGCUCGACCAGCGGAUCAUCGACUUGCCCCGGAUGGACAGCAUACCCGAGGUGCCGCACGCGAAGCCGCCGGCGACGCCCCCCUCGCCUCGCCACGGCUACAAGGAGCAGAAGCGGGACCGCGCGCACCUGUCACCGCUGCAGACGCAGACGCUGCGCUCGUCCCUGUACGCGCCGCAGAGGUCUGAGACCCCUGCGGGCCCGUCGACACCGCUCGCGCCGCCGCCCCGGAAGGGGCAGGGGCAGGGGCAGGGCCUGCUUACGCUGUUUAGCAGCCCGCAGCACUCGCACUCGCAGACGGACCUGAGCUCCGGUUCGCCGCGUGGGGAGGCGGACGCGUCGCGCAGCUCGUCGCAAUUGUCGGUCGGCGGCCAGCUGAGGAAGACGGCGUCGACGCCUCUGCUGUCCGCGAGCUCGCAGGAGCGGGAACGGGGAAGAAGGUCGUGGAUGGAUACGCCGCCGCUGCCUCGACGGACGAGAACGUCGCCCUCGCCCAUGCCCUCGCACAGCGACGCGUUCCGGACGGCGACGAACAGCGUGAUAUACUCAGAAACGGACGCGAGCGAGAGCGACGCGCCGUACGUCACCGCGUUCAACUCGGAGGCGGCGUUGCCGGGCCGGCCGUCGGUCUCGGUCUCCCUGUCGCCCUCCGAGCAUGACCUCCCGAGGCCGUCCCUGUCCAUGAGCGAGUACUCACAGCCGUCGCCGACGGUGUCCGCCUUCAGGGAUGCGAUACCGGAAGGGCACGCAUGGGACGCCCCCGGCGCGGGCGGGGCCGCAGAAGCGCUCGCGCAGGUCGCUCAGGACGCAGCGCGCUACUACGUCGUGUCCCCGCCACCGCGCACGUCCUCCGCGCUAGACCGCGUGCCGACGCUCUCCCCCGCUCCGCGCAGGCGGGCCGACACCGCGCGUACCGCGCCGUCACCGACCACGGCCAGCGCCUCGCUCUCGCCUUAUUUGACCCGUCGGCCGAACACCGCCGACGCCACACCGGCGGCCGGGUCGUCGCACUCGCUCCCUAAUUCGUCCUACCAUUCCCUUUUUCCCACCUCCCGCGCCCCCUCUCCCGUGCCCACGCCCAUUCCGGAAAUCCUCGCACCAGAACCGGCUACGCCGCCUUUCCCGGAAACGCCGCAGACGGCGCCGUCCUCGUCCGCGUCGUCGUCCUCGAUGCCGCGCUCGAUCGCGGCGCGUCGUUCUCGCCCGGAUCUCGCCGCGAUCUCCCUCGCGCCCAUCCUCGCCGGACGGUACGAGUCGCCCGCGAUCCACUCCGCGCCGCCGCCGGCGAGUCCGGCCGACUUCUUCGACAGCAUCGAGGCGCGGCCGAACGCGCUCGACGAACUGGACACCUCCUCGGAGAGCGAGGGCGAAGAAGACGAGAACGCGGUAGCCGACGUGGGCACGGGCGCGAGCAGCGUGGCGGGGGGGUCGGUGUACGGCGACGCGCGGACGCGGACGAUCUCGAUCGCGUCGUCGUCGUCGCGGUCGCGGCCACAGCCCUCGUCGUUUAUGCGGCUCGGCAACCAUUCGUCGCCGCACGUGUCGCGCGUCAGCUUCGCGACCGCGAGCAGCGGCGGGGGCGGGAGCCGCGCGUCGGCGGACGCGGAGCGCGAGAGGCGUCGACCUGUGGGCAACGUCCCGCCCAAGCCGACGUUCUUCUCCCGUCGGAAGGAACAGAUCGCGCCCGCGCCCGCGAUCGUCCUGCAGCAGCAGCGACAGCGACAGCCGGCGGAAGCUCCGUUCGCCGAGACGGCCCCGGCGCAAGCGCAGACGCGCCAGUCUGCCGACAGCGCGCGGUCGAACCGGUCGAAGUUGGCGCCGAGCCCGUCGAUAAGGAGGUUGGAGGGUAUGCUGCAGCAGCACAUGGAGGCCGAACGGACCGCGAUCAAGAGGAUCACCACGACGCAUUCGACGGGCUCGCAUCAAGGGCACGAAUGAGGGAUGGCUCCAUAGCGCUUGCUCCCUCCUCGCGGUCGUUGCCCCGGAUAUACCCUCCCAACCAUCUUCCCUCUCCUAUCUUCCUCUCCCUCGCGUAGAUGUACAUGACUGAUCAAGUUAUCUUGGAGGCCGAGGUGAUACACUCUUAGGUAGACUCAUCUCCUUUCUCGUCUGCUCUUCUCGGUUUUUACGUUGCUGCUGCUGUAGCUAGUUCGCGGAUGUGCAGUGCGCCGUCCCUUCAUUCCAGCUUUUACCACACGCAUCGCUUUAUUCAUUCAUUGCACCGAUGUUGUUCGUCACCACACCAACGCUGGUCUUUUAACCAGAUGCCCUCUCAUUACCCUGUAACUUACAGCCUCUCUAUACCAAC
Messenger RNA from Punctularia strigosozonata HHB-11173 SS5, 4042 nucleotides. RefSeq lists its product as uncharacterized. The record is from RefSeq and is a predicted model, not a curated record. The coding region runs from base 1 to 3672 and encodes 1223 amino acids. Lineage: Eukaryota; Fungi; Basidiomycota; Agaricomycetes; Corticiales; Punctulariaceae. The transcript has 2 exons.